This is a messenger RNA of Aspergillus homomorphus CBS 101889, 1413 nucleotides long. RefSeq names its product zinc finger protein. Bases 1 to 1413 code for a protein of 470 amino acids. The record is from RefSeq and is a predicted model, not a curated record. NCBI's taxonomy places the organism in Eukaryota, Fungi, Ascomycota, Eurotiomycetes, Eurotiales, Aspergillaceae. The transcript has 2 exons.
AUGGCCAGUCGCCGCGAAAACCAAACGACAGAUACGUCAUGGACCAGUUCGUUGGCAGAUGCUAUGCAACAGAACCUGCAGCUGGAAGACAGGCUACAGCAGGAACAGCUCGAGACUCCACAAGCUCGGCUCAAGCGAUUUCUUUCAAUCAGAUCUGUGAUCUCGACAUCGUCAUCUUUCGCAGAGCGCCAACAAGCAGCGGUUGGCUGCAAGGCUCCUUUUCGGGAAAUUGGAACAGGCUCAAUAGGCAAGGUGUUUGAACAAGCCGGUACUCUGUGGGCGUUCAAGGUUCUCCUGAUUGAGCGAACCGACAAGUUGUGGAACAAUUACUUGAUGCACCUUCGGAUUCAAGAGAGCUUUGACCGAGUGGGCUAUGAGACUGGUGGCCUGGAGAUCCCUCGAGCAGCCUGGUUCGCGAACAAAGAGUCCGACUUCUGGUCCGACAACCUUUCUCUUUUCCCCGAUGAUCCCACCUUUCCUCGUCGGCCUCGAGAGAUUCUGUGUAUGGAACGAAUCUUCCCCCUGCCUCAGCCAAUCCGAGACGCACUGAUCGACCUAUUUUGCAACCCCAACCAUGUCACCGCAGCCAAAAGUUCUACUUCGAACAAAGACUGCCUAAUUCGCUUGGUCCUGGGUCGAAAACGUUAUGGGACGUCGCUUCCAGGAGGAAGUCGCUUCUUUUCUCUCCGAAAUUACAAGCUCCACGUGGAUCAAAUCCAAGAGCUACAGCUUGAUGCAGACGCAUAUGCCAUAAGUAUGGCAGACGCUCUCGCCAUUCUUCAUUGGCAUACAAGAAUCGACGCCAUGGAUGUUGAAUUUGUCUUGGGGAGCACACCAUUUGAUUUGAACUCUGUCCGUCGCUCCCCACCGCUGCAGGAGAUUGCACGGCUCAGACCUGGAACAAGUACGCUCGAGUGGGCAACAAACAGAACCCCGAACUUCAAAAAGCGUAUGGUGAGCCUCUGGAUGAUCGACUUCGAUGCUUGCGGUUCGAUCACUAUGAACACAGAAGGGAUAAGGCGGGCAGUCCAGGCCUUCGUCGAGAAUGAGCCUUAUUGUCCCCGUCCAUACACGAAGGACGAUUAUUCAGAGCACCUCUGGCGUAUUUUCUCCCAGCGCUAUAUUGAGACAGGAAGAAGGGUGACUGCCGGUACUCUUUUGCAGUCCCUGCCCCAGCAAUUUAUCCAAGGAGUCAUGGCCCAGCUAGCACCACCAGCCCAGGUACCACCCCCAAGACCUCUUAAUACGACAGCAGGACCAGACGUCGCCAAGGGUGGCAGAGGAGUGCUAGGGGCUCGGCCCGCGGCUCGACACCUGCAAGCUCUUCAGCUCGAAGACCUACAAUUGAAGAAGAAGAAGACGCGCGUCGUCGCCAUGAGAGACAUGACCGAAGAUAUCAGUGACUUUCAAUAA